This is a messenger RNA of Oncorhynchus keta (chum salmon), 8228 nucleotides long. Its product is annotated as phosphatidylinositol phosphatase PTPRQ-like. The record is from RefSeq and is a predicted model, not a curated record. NCBI's taxonomy places the organism in Eukaryota, Metazoa, Chordata, Actinopteri, Salmoniformes, Salmonidae. Gene Ontology annotation, molecular function: protein binding; protein tyrosine phosphatase activity. Gene Ontology annotation, biological process: protein dephosphorylation. The coding region runs from base 35 to 7621 and encodes 2528 amino acids. The transcript is spliced from 44 exons.
AAACUCUGCUGGCAUUGGUCCCUAUAGCAAGUCUAUGUACAUCAAAACUGCUGAGGCCCCCCCCGGCCUGGUGACUAAUCUGACAGCAUUUGCUCAGAACCACACGUUCGUAGUGGUCACGUGGUUCCUGCCCCUCCGCAUCAACGGUCUGAUCAACAAGUUUGCGGUCAAAGCCAAACACGCUCGUACCGGUCAGACCGUCCGCAUGCUGGAGCUGGAUGCUGAGGAAAUCAUGACCGUAGCGCUACCACACUGCAACGAUGCAGUAGAAAUCCUGUCUCGUGGGACCGCAAGUCCAUCAGAGGUGACAGCGUCCUCUCCUCCUGUCACCCUGUCAGCCGUCCCACCUGCCGCCACAUGGGCUGUACCAAUAUCCGUAGGGGUGGACCAGCUGCGUCCCUACACAGCAUACGUCUUCGAAGUGUCUGCUUUCACCUCCGACGGAGAGGGACAGGUAGCCUCCACCAUGGUCCGCAUGCCUGAGUCAGCCCCAGAGGACCCUCCCUACAACCUGUCGGUAUGGAAUGUGACGUCUAAGUCAGUCUCUGUCUCCUGGGAUCCGCCAACCAUUGUUACCGGACGCUUCAGCUACGUCACCCAUCUCUACGGCCCCACAGGGUUUAUCUAUGAGAACAGCACAGGGGACCUGAAGUUUGCGUACUCUGGUCUGACUCCCUACACACACUACAGAGUAAAGGUCCGGGCCAAGUCUGCUGGCCUGCUGGGGCCUGAGGCCUUUUCUGCAGUACUGACACAUGCUGAGGCUCCCAGUGCGGUGCAGGCUCUGCAGGCAGUAGCACUAGACUCUGUGUCGGUGGGUGUGAGUUGGAGAAGCCCUGCCCAACCCAAUGGUCUGAUCACACAGUACAGACUCCUGGUUCUGUCUGACAACACACUGCUGCAGGACAUCACUCUCAUCGGAACACUGAACCUAAAUGACACUGAUCUCCAUGGUGAUGGAACGUUAGUGCCAGGUAUCCCUGGUGACUCUCUGCGGCGUAAGAGAUCAGCUGACCUCAGCCUGACCACCUCACCACUUGCAUUCACGGUCACCCUGUCCGACCACACAGUCGUCACUGGCAUGACCAUGACCACAACCAGCCGCACACACAGCGCUUCAACCCCCCCUGACCUUAAUCCUAACCUUGACCACAACAAUUACACUGUCCUCACAGUCACUGAGAGCCCCAGUCUGACCAGUAUGGGCCCUGGGACUGACCAGACCUCUGACUUUCCAGACUCCUCCCCUAUGACCUUUGAUGCUGUAACUUCAGGGACUUCUGUCCUCUCCCUGACCUCUUCAACCCCGGCCACACCCCUCCCCUGGCUCACUGCCAACUCACAUCACCGCCAGCUCACCUCUGGCCAGCCACGCCUCUCCACCCGUUCUGCACCUGCAGUCACAGGACACCUCCAGACACUCCCCUCCACCAGGGCUGCAGCCUCCAGCACCCCGGGAGGUGUGUUACCAUGCACUACAGUCUGUCCUCUAUACUGUGUGUGUCUUCCAGGACUGUAUGUGAGAGAGGAGGUGAUAGACAUGAAGUCUGAGGAGCUGUCUUACCUUGUCUCUGGUCUUAGUCCCUUCACUGAAUACACCUUCACCGUUACCGCGGCUACCACUAUUGGAGAGGGUCCUGCCUCACACGUCUCUGAGAAGACCCGCGAGCAGGUUCCUAGCUCAGUGGUGGCUGUGUACUAUCAGAACGUUAGCUCCACUUCCAUCCUGGUCAGCUGGACUCCGCCCCUCUACCCCAACGGACGAAUCAUACAUUACACCGUUUACGGACUCAACCUGCAUAGCAACCAGGCCCUGCAGAGAGUUACAAACAACACCAGCAUACUGCUCACAGGGCUGGAGAAGUAUACAGGUUAUAAGCUGCGAGUGGCUGCAUCUACUGCUGUAGGAGAGAGCUCUCUGUCUGACCGAGACGAUAUCUUCGCUGUCACACCCGAGGAUGAACCUGACUCCCCACCCAUAGGAUUAACAGUGGUAGACACCUCUCCAUCCACCACCACCCUCUCUUGGUCGCCCCCGGAGAGAGCCAAUGGAGUGAUCCAACAGUAUGAGGUCCUGUACAAGAACCAAUCAUUUGUGGCAGUGUUGAACAGCUCUGUCCCCAGAGUGACUUUGACAGGGCUGAUGCCGUUCUCCUACUAUAACGUGUCUGUCAGAGCAUACACACGCCUCGGACACGGGAACCACACCUCAGACACACUCACUAUGCUGUCUGGGGAGGACGUACCGGGAAGUCCUCCCUACGGCCUGUCCUAUGAGUCCGUCAGUCCCAAUGAGGUGAAUGUGACCUGGGAACCCCCACUAGUGCCCAAUGGAGUUAUCACGCACUACAGCCUUGAGCUGCGAAACUCUUCCCACUUCCUCAACCUGACCACACCCAUUAGCCACGUCCAGAUCACUCACCUAAGGAAGUUUGCGCAAUACACUCUGGUGGUGAAGGGACACACACGAAUGGGCCCUGGAAACCACAGCAGUGACCCACUCAACAUCACCACACUGGAGGAUGGUGAGAGCCUCUCUAACACACAAACACACCCCAGAACCACCGCAGUAAACCACUAUACAUCACCCCAAUGGAGUGAGGGAUCUGGGGUAAGAGGGGGGAGUCUUCCUGAUCCUCUGACAAUACAACUAACGUUCUCCCCUCCUUCCAGUUCAUUUCCCCUAGGGACCUGGUUGGUCUUAAAUAAUAGGAAGUGUGUUUCAGACCCAGACACUCCCCCUCAGUUCCUGUUAGCCAGGAAGUUGUCAGACUACGAGGUAGAAUUGUCAUGGGAACCGCCGAAAGAGGCCAACUCUGAGAUCCUCUACUACAUAGUCAGAGUCUGGAAUGAGUCAUCUGAGGUGUGGCAGAAUGUAACAGGUACAGCGGUGGUGAUCAGCGUUGACUCAGAAAGUCGCUUCAACGCCUCUGUCUCCAGCUGGACGCGCCUGGGGGACGGGGGAGUCCUCAUUUACAUCAGCUUCAGUAUUAUUGACGCAGUGCCAUUUGACCCACCCCAGAAUGUGUCGUUGGUGAACCUGACCUUUUCUUCAGUGACUGUCCUCUGGCAACCCCCCACUCAGCCAAAUGGAAUCCUCCUUCACUAUACUCUGUACUACUCAGACAAUACCACUGUCACAGAGCAGCGUAUCCCAGUGUCAGAGCUGGACCCUGUCUCUCUGGGGGAGGACCUGUCCUACUGUCUGUCUGGCCUGAGAGGAGGACAGAACUAUAGCCUCUGGCUGACCUCCAGCACGAUGCAGGGGGACGGAGGGGUCCGUACUGAUCCUUUAGACCUACUCACCCCAGAUGGCGCCACGGGACCUCCAGCUCACCCUGCCUCUCCUGCCCUGCCAAGCCCAGCAGGGCUCACUGCCCUGGGCUCAGACACCCACACACCGCCCUCUCUCCUCCACCCAUCCAUCCACUUCACCAGCCUCUCAAUCUGCCUUUGUUCUUCUAGUGCGAGGACUGAGUCUGAAGAAUUAUGUAGUUCAGUCAGUGAUACUAAUUCCCCCUCUCUCUCCACAGUGCCCAGUGAUCCGGUCCACAAUCUCAGUGCUCAGAUCUUCAGUUCUACAGCCAUCAUAGUAAGCUGGGACCCCCCUAUGGAACCCAAUGGACGCCCCUUCUACUUGCUCACCCUGCAGGAAGCAGGACACCCCCAACCCCCUAAACCUCUGAACCCCUCUUACCCUAACACCAACCCCCCCGGACCCCCCGCUGUCAACAAUACCAUCACCAAGACAACCAACGAUAACGUCUUCCUGUUUACCAAACUCAGGAAGUACUAUCCCUACGUCUUCACUGUUACCCCGGCAACCAGCGCCGGCCCGGCCCACAACCACACCAGCCUGCUGCACGUGAGGACUGAUGAUGAUAUUCCCAGUUCAGCUCCAGUGCUGGUGUCCUGUAGGAACCUGUCAUCCUCCUCUGUGUCUGUGGUGUGGCAGCGCCCCCUGGAGGCUAAUGGAGAGAUAACAGAGUAUUCCCUCACCAUGUUCGGCCCUGGCGGCUCCAACACCACACACACCCCCAACACCAUCCUCACACUCACACAGCUCCUGCCCUACACAGCCUACAACCUCUCCAUCACCGCAGCCACCCGCAAGGGCUCCGGACCCCCGCUACUACUGAUGCUGCACACAGAUGAAGCAGGUCCGAUGUCUCCUCCCAGGAACCUGUCUCUGUAUAACCACACAGCGUUUUCUGUGUGGCUGACCUGGGAACCCUCUCUGGAACCCAAUGGUGUGGUCACAAACUACGGCUUCAGGAUCUGGGAGAUUAACACAAACACAAUCAGAUAUCAGAACUCUACAGGUCCGUGGACAGAAGGACAGCUGAGUGGGUUCAGGCCUCACAGCUCCUAUGAGAUCAGUGUGCUUAGCUACACCAGAGUGGGUCAUGGAGACCAGUAUAGCACUCCUGUGUCCUUCACAACCAAUGAGUCCGUGUCUGAAGUGGUGGGUAACCUGUCCUGCUCUGGUCUGGGCUGGGACUCUGUGUUUCUACACUGGGAGCCUCCAGCCAACCCCAAUGGACUCAUCCUGUACUAUCAGGUCCAGGUGGACAGACACUCAGACUCACAGUCAUACAUACACCAGGCUGACACAAACCAGUAUACGGUCAGCGGGCUGGCACCGGACGCAGAAUUCACACUCACCGUAACAGCUGUCAACUCUGCUGGCUCAGGAGACCAGGUCAACUGUACUGCUUACACACACCCCGAGUCAGGUACACGUACACACGUACACUACACCAGGAGACCAGAUGAACUGUACCCACUCAACCCACUCUUAUAUCCUCCUGCAGUUCCUGGUGUCCCUCGAUUCCUGAGUGUGUCAGAGGCCACGUCCACCAGCGUGACGCUCCAAUGGGCUUCUCCCCUCUCUGCUCUGGGCAUGCUCACAGAGUACCGCAUCACUGUGCAGCUGCUGUCACCUGACUGCCUGUCCAACACACCCCUUUCUGAAGCCACAUCCCUCCCAGAGCCGAGCCCUUCCCUGGCUCCAGGCUGCGUGGAUCAGGAGGUGUUGGUGUCAGUGAAUGGUUCUGAUGGUGGUGAGGGCAAUAGGAGCAUCACUCUCCAGUAUCUGGUCAAGUACCGCCUCUACCGCUUCAGAAUCACAGCCCUUACUAAUGCUGGGCCAGGAGAACACACACCCUGGAGAUACAAACACACAUUGGCUGGGAACCCUGAUGCCCCUCCCAGCAACCUCUCAAUGACCAUGUCCUCCAAUGGCCUCCGUAUCGAAUGGCAACUCCCAGAUGUGAUUACCGGGCCCACUUCCUACCUCAUAGACGUAAUCUCUCUGGAUAGCGAGGGGUUAAACCAGUCUGUAGUACGCGGCCCAGAGGAGCUGAGGACCGUAGUUGUGUCAAACCUGACUGCGUUCACUCGCUACUCUGUGACCGUGACUGCCUUCACUGGACGACUGGAGAACGCACGGCGGGACGGACAAGCCACUGAGCCCACUGUCAUCAGAACAAUGGAGGAGGAGCCCAGGGAUCCUCCUAAGAACGUGACCCUCCAGGUAAUUCCAGAGGAAGUGACCCGUGUGUUUGUGACCUUUGCCCCCCCGGAGGAGCCUAAUGGGAACAUCAGUUCCUAUACGGUGCUGGUCUACCACCAGGGCCAGCUAGAGAUGACCAUUGACCGCCUCACCGUGGUCCAAAACGAGAACCGUACCCUGACCGCAGUCAUCGACGGGCUGAAGGGAGGCUACAACUAUAGUAUACGGAUUGCAGCGGUAAACGGAGCAGGUUUAAGCCCCCCCAGCUCAGAGGUUCAGAUCACUACAGGGAUCAAAGCUCCUGCCAAGCCCACCCAGAGACCCCAGGUGAUGUUGGACCGAGGAGGAAUUGCCAUGGUAACCUCCAGAAGCAUCAUUGUUCGCAUGCCAGCCUGUUUCUACAGCAAUGACAACGGACCAAUCAGCAGUAUCCAGGUCAUCAUGUCCGAAUCUGGGGUGAUGGACAGCAUGAACCUGACCAACUGGAAGACAGCAUUUCUCUCUCGUCCCACCCCCUACCUAACAGACAAUGGCUUCCCCAACCCACUCUGCGUGAGGGACCGUAUGAGCAGGGACACACAAACCAGCAGACUCACUUUCUCACUCAUUAGACACAGUAUUGUGAGGGACAGGGUUCUGGGACAUAGAGACUCAGGGGGGGAGCGCAUAGACCACCAGGAUGAUCACUAUGUCAUCGGAGAGAAGGACAACUGUCUGACUGAAGAGUACAGUAACACACUCUGUAACGGACCCCUCAAACCAAACACUGUCUACGUGUUUAAGUUCCGAGCCACCAACAUCCGGGGCCAGUACACAGACUCUGACUACUCUGAGCAUAUCAGAACAGCAGUGGAUGGGUUGUUGACCAGAGAUGAACAGAUCAUUCUGGGAGUACUCCUCUCCUUCUUCCUGGCCCUGCUGCUCAUCCUCGUCAUCUACGCCUCUGUCAGGAUCCGUCAGCGGCAGAAGGAGGGCGGGACCUACUCUCCCCGGGAGGCGGAGAUUAUAGAGACCAAGUUUAAACUGGAUCAACUGAUUGCUGUGGCUGACCUGGAGCUGAAGGAAGAGAAACUACACCGGUAUUCCUCCUUCUUCUUUAGACGGAAGGAGAUAUUUGUCAUCCAACUUCUCAGCUACAGAAAGUCUCUCAAGCCCGUCAAUAAGAAGUCUUUCCUGCAGCAUGUAGAGGAUCUGUGUGCCAACGAGAACACCAAGUUCCAGGAAGAGUUUGCAGAGUUGCCCAAACUGCUGCAGGAUCUGGCUACUUCAGACGCUGACCUUCCCUGGAACAGAUCCAAGAACCGCUUCACUAACAUCAAACCCUACAACAACAACCGUGUGAAGCUCUUGUCUGAGCCUGGCAUGCCUGGAUCUGACUACAUUAACGCUAGCUUCAUCUCAGGUUACCUGUGUCCUAGUGAGUUCAUAGCGACCCAGGGUCCUCUCCCCGGCACUGUGGCUGACUUUUGGAGGAUGAUCUGGGAGACUCGCACACGAACCAUCGCUAUGCUCACACAGUGCUAUGAGAAAGGAAGGAUCCGGUGUCACCAGUACUGGCCAGAGGACAAUAAGCCGGUGACAGUGUUUGGGGACAUCAUCAUCACCAAGCUGACAGAGGACGUUUAUCCUGACUGGACCGUCAGAGCUCUCAAAGUCGAGCGGCAUGGGGACUACAUGGUGGUUCACCACUUCAACUACACCUCCUGGCCAGAGCAUGGUGUACCAGAUUCCAGCACCACACUCAUACAGUUUGUUCGAGCCAUCAGAGCCAACAGGCAUGAGAACACUACUAUAGUGGUGCACUGCAGUGCUGGCGUGGGCAGGACAGGAGUGUUUAUAGCGCUGGAUCACCUGAUCCAACACGUCAGUGAUCACGACUUUGUGGACAUCUACGGUCUGGUGGCUGAACUACGCAGUGAGAGGAUGUGUAUGGUGCAGAACCUGGCCCAGUAUAUGUUCCUACACCAGAGUACUCUGGAUCUGCUGAACAGUAAAGGAAACAGCCAGUCCAUCUGGUUCAUCAACUACUCUGCUCUGGAGAAGAUGGACUCACUGGAAGCUAUGGAGGGUGAUGUCGAGCUGGAAUGGGAGGAGACUACGAUGUAAAGGCUGAGAACUUAUCAGUCAACUUCACACCUGAUGAACACGCAUCUAUUCCUGGGUCAUGGGGCCAAAUCCUGGACACACUGACUGUUUGUCAGAUGGAUUGCUCCACCAGAGAUAGAGAAAGGGGAGGGAGAGAGAAUUGUGUAGUCCAAACAGAGUAAUGUUUCCUCUAGCUUCUUUGGGAACACAAGUUGCCCUUUUCUGGCAGGAGGGUCAAAACAACACAACGAAACUUAGUUGUUUACCUGGCCUGAAUCAUCACACAAUUACAGUCCUCGUGGAGUCCUGCAUCUUUUGUAUACGUUCACAGGCAGAAAAUAUAUCACACAUGGAGGUUUACAGGUAUCUUGCAAUAGUAAUUUCACUGUGUAUUUCAUUGGAUUCUUGUAUCAUGUUUUUGUAUAUUAGGUUUUUCGGCCAAAUAGUGUUGUCACGGUGUUCAUGUUUGCUUCGCUGUGUUACUACGUUUAUAUCACGUGUUGCUAUGUUUGUCAUUGUAAUUGGGAGGUUUGAGGUAUAAUAUAUUUGUGGGGUGUUCUUGUGUAUUUGAUGUAUUUUGUUCCACAUCUGUGUUUUGGACCAGAAGUAAAAUCAACUCCACUACUCA